Molecule: messenger RNA, 1966 nt
Organism: Brienomyrus brachyistius
Lineage: Eukaryota; Metazoa; Chordata; Actinopteri; Osteoglossiformes; Mormyridae
Gene: batf2
Product: basic leucine zipper ATF-like transcription factor 2
Exons: 3
Coding region: 273-737 (154 amino acids)
Biological process (GO): regulation of transcription by RNA polymerase II
Cellular component (GO): nucleus
Molecular function (GO): RNA polymerase II cis-regulatory region sequence-specific DNA binding; DNA-binding transcription factor activity, RNA polymerase II-specific
Source: RefSeq, a predicted model, not a curated record
AGAGGAGGCAGGCUCCAUCUCUCAGAAGCCGCUGUCCUGGUACUUGAGGCCUAUAAUAAAUAAAGGAACCACAGUGAAUAUAACUAGUCUGCGCGCAGAAAUAAGACAGAAGAGUUGGUGCGCGAGGGAAGUAGCAUAGUGUGCACGUGUGUUUAUAUCUGGGUUCAGUUUUUGUAAUUCUGUAUUUCCAUAAUUGUCAGUGUAUAUUUUAGUUGAAUUACACAUUUAUUUCACCAUCAUCAACGCUAUCUUAAUUUAUUUUAAUUACCGGGAUGUUGCUUUUAAUGGAUUCUAAAUCGCAGAGUCAAGCGUCUUUUUCUGGGGACGAACAUUUACACUUUGUAUCAGCACUGGCAGAAAACUCACCGGACUCAUUCAGGAAAUGCAAGCGCAGAGAAAACAACCGAGCGGCAGCGCAGAGGAGCAGAAAGAAGCAGACAGAACGAGCGGACGAGCUGCACAAGGAGCUGCAGUCGCUGGAACAUUCCAAUGCAGCGUAUGAAAAAGAGAUAGCAAGCCUUCGAGAGGAGAUUGAGAAGUACACGGCUGCUCUUCAGCGACAUGAACCACACUGCCCCCUUCAUACAUCCCCCUGCCUGGAAAUCCCCCCACACUCCUCCACAUCUCCUGCAGCCCUCACCCUCGCCUCUAAUCUCACCCCCGUCCCUGCCAGCCACCCACCUCCAGAGCUCCAAGACUCUACAGAUUGGUCUGAUAUCUUGGCGUCCAUCCUUUAGGGUAUAACGGAGACGUGUUGUGAGUGUCACAAAGGUUGAGGGGUUCUGAACUGGGAAGGCAUGAAGUUCGCAGGUUCCAGGUGAGAAGAUUUGGAGCAGAAGCAGAGCCCAUCGGCAGAGACUGGACAGCCCUGACAACUACCUCAUUUGUUUUUUUGCAACAUCAUCAACGCCAGUAAGCAUAUUGAAAUACUCAGUCCUUUUGUCAAAACACUGAAUAUUGAUUAUGGACAUUGCUAACCAGUCUGCUGCUAUGAAGAAAUAUUUUUAAUUAUGAUAGUUAUGAUAGUGUGAUGUACUGUACAAGAAUACAGUACUUUAUAUUGCACAUUUAAUUUUUGUGUCAGUGUGUGUAAUGUAGUGUGUAUAUAUAUAGGUGUGUUUUUCUUUAUAUUUAUAUAAACUCAGUAGUUACUUUAUUAGGUAUCCGUACAGGAAUAACUUUUAUCUUCAUAAUCUUCUUGUUAGCUUUAACCAACCUGGAUAUUCGACCUACCGGUAGUCAGGCCUUUUCCACAAACGAAUUACCGAUAAGCAGCAGGUAGUUUGACGUAAUGAGAAGGUAUACCUCAUAAACAGCCAACUGAGUGCUUAUGACUUCACAUGCGUGGAUUUAUUGUAGGCUACAACUGAAAAAAAACAUUUAUAGACAGGAAAGACCAAGGUAUGGUUGCUGAGAACCUCGAUAGAUCGCUGUAUAUCUGUAAUAUAACAGAGGAAUUCCGGAAAUGCAGCUGGUUCCGCAAGUUAGAACUAACAGUGAGACCAAUUAAUGUAUGGUAUUAGUCAUCCGAGGGCUUUGUGGGUAGUGCGGCAGCAUCAGAAGACCAGUGCAUGGUUCUGUUAUUCUGUAUUUGGCUCUGUAUACGUGAAGUUUGCAUGUUGUCACUGUGUAUGUGUGGGUGUGUUCCUGGUAUUCCCGCGUCCUCCCACAGUCCAGAAACGUGUGGUUUUGGUGAAUCGAUGUCUUUAAAUUGUUGGGCGCGUGCAUUACGAUCCUUCCCAGGGUGCUCCUCUGCCUUGUACACUGACCUUGUUCUGGAUUAACGGUAUGGAACAUAGAUGUUGUUUUUUCCCCCACUUCGGAUCCCUUUGGAUGCAUGACAUUAUACACUAAGGCCAUUAAAAUAAUGGUUAAUGUGACGAUUUCAAAUUUAUCGUAUACAAUAUUUUUUUCCUACUACAUUCUUUUGUAAGAACAGAAAUAAAGUGUGUAUUAUUUUUAUGGA